Molecule: messenger RNA, 1167 nt
Organism: Lodderomyces elongisporus
Lineage: Eukaryota; Fungi; Ascomycota; Pichiomycetes; Serinales; Debaryomycetaceae
Gene: PR26
Product: proteasome regulatory particle base subunit
Exons: 1
Coding region: 1-1167 (388 amino acids)
Biological process (GO): proteasome-mediated ubiquitin-dependent protein catabolic process
Cellular component (GO): proteasome regulatory particle, base subcomplex
Molecular function (GO): proteasome-activating activity; ATP binding; ATP hydrolysis activity
Source: RefSeq, a predicted model, not a curated record
AUGGAGGGAGGCACAGAUGUUUACUUACACCACAAAAGUCUUCUCAAGGAACUUAAUCUUUUGAAGAUCCAGGAAGAGUAUAUCAAAGAUGAGCAACGCCACCUUAAGCGCGAGUUGAUCCGUGCACAAGAAGAGGUCAAACGAAUCAAGUCCGUGCCGUUGGUGAUUGGUCAAUUCUUGGAACCUAUAGAUGAGAGCACUGGUAUUGUUUCUUCAACAACGGGAUCUAAUUAUGUUGUGCGUAUAUUAUCUACAUUGGACCGUGAAUUGCUUAAACAAUCUUCGUCGGUGGCAUUGCACCGUCACUCCAAUGCUCUAGUUGAUAUUCUUCCACCAGAGGCAGAUUCAUCGAUUUCGAUUGUGGGUGAUAAUGAGAAACCUGAUGUGACAUAUGCAGAUAUUGGUGGGCUAGACAUGCAGAAGCAAGAGAUUAUUGAGUCUGUUGAGUUGCCAUUGGAGCAAUCUCAUUUAUAUAGUCAAAUUGGAAUUGAUCCACCAAGAGGUGUCUUGUUGUAUGGUCCACCGGGUACUGGUAAAACGAUGUUGGUGAAGGCAGUGGCGAAUGCAACCAAGGCAUCAUUCAUAAGGAUCAAUGGUUCAGAGUUUGUACAGAAAUAUCUUGGUGAAGGUCCAAGGAUGGUGAGAGAUGUGUUUAGGUUGGCAAGGGAGAAUUCGCCAGCAAUUAUAUUUAUUGAUGAAAUUGAUGCUAUUGCCACGAAGAGAUUUGACGCUCAAACUGGUGCUGAUCGUGAAGUGCAGAGAAUCUUGUUGGAAUUGUUGAAUCAGAUGGAUGGGUUUGACCAGACGUCGAAUGUCAAAGUGAUUAUGGCUACAAAUAGAGCUGACACUUUGGACCCUGCAUUAUUGAGACCAGGUAGAUUGGACAGAAAGAUUGAAUUCCCAAACUUAAAGGAUAGAAGAGAACGGAGGUUGAUUUUUACAACCAUUGCAUCCAAGAUGUCGCUUGCACCUGAAGUCGACUUGGACUCGUUGAUUAUAAGAAACGAUCCAUUGUCUGGUGCAGUGAUUGCCGCUAUAAUGCAAGAAGCCGGAUUGCGAGCUGUGAGGAAGAACAGAUAUAUGAUUCUACAAAAUGAUUUGGAGGAAGCAUACAGUUCACAAGUCAAGACAGGAACUGAACACGAUAAAUUUGAAUUCUAUAAAUAG